Molecule: messenger RNA, 3588 nt
Organism: Oncorhynchus kisutch (coho salmon)
Lineage: Eukaryota; Metazoa; Chordata; Actinopteri; Salmoniformes; Salmonidae
Gene: tp53i13
Product: tumor protein p53 inducible protein 13
Exons: 9
Coding region: 322-1872 (516 amino acids)
Cellular component (GO): cytoplasm
Source: RefSeq, a predicted model, not a curated record
UUUGCUUUGCCGUAGCCAGUUCUAACGUUAACCGUAUGGUAAAGAAAAAAGAGAGCUUCGAAUACUGUAUUUUUGUCGGAUAGCCCUUUGCUGUAACAGCAUCAAUGCCUCGCCUUGCAUUGGAUGUUUGCGCUCAGUGCCAGCAGAGACGGCUUUUGCAGUAGUUCGCACCGAUGGUUCUCGACGUGGGAGCUACAGGAAUGGGAUGAUCCAAAUGUUGACCAAUGGUUGUUUUGAAAAAAAUUAUGUAUUUAUUUUAAGAGAUUAUCUUCAAACGAUACUAUCGCCGUGAUUCGCGCUCUGUCCAUUGUGUGAAGAAGAAUGUCUCCACCGGUGUCGACUCUGCUAUCCGGACUGUGGCUGUGCUUGGUUCUGUCCCGUGCUGCUAGGCCGAUGUGGAAAGCUUGUGACAAUGGCAAGCUCUUGCUGGGGAGAGACCUGCCCCCGUCAGUUGUGUGGAGCUGUCCUGUGAUUUCCUGGCCAGAGUCCACUACCCAGAAGAUUGCUAGCAUUGACACAAAGUAUCCCCCACAGCGGAUCGAGCACGUCUGCAUGGACACACCCAUCACAUACAAUCACACUAUCCCCAACAGUGGUGCUCACCGGACUGUAGGAGCAGAGAGUGGAGAGUACCUGUACUGCCCCCCUCAGCGCUGGCUCAACAACCUGCAGCAUGGAGCAACAGUGUUGCUGUACCAUCCGUGUGCUCCUGUUCGUCAGCGUGACCUGCUGUCUGUCCUGGGCCACUGCUGUCUGUCUGACUACAUCAUGACGCCACACCCUAACCUCAGCAAACACAGACCGUUAGUGCUGGUGUCCUGGGGUCGCACGCUGGAGCUGUCCCAUGUGACCACGUCGGAGGUCUGUGAUUGGCUGCAGUCGACAGCGGCACACGGGAACCGUGGCGACGUGGAUCAAAGCAGACAGUAUAACUUGCUGUUGACCCAUCCUGCAGAUCACAAACACGCUUACCCAAAGCAAAAGUCUCUGAGGCAGUGCUGUGAGGAGACCCUCUCUCUUCUGGAUGGAUGGUUGGAGGUGACAGACUGGGGGAGAGGGAGGGUCCGCAAGAGCCGAGCUGCACUCAGGAAGGAGGGGGAGAAAGUGAGACGGACCACCCUGGACAGAACCGAGCCGAACAGAGUCCAGAAACAUGGAACCACACUCCAACCUGAAGCACAGGGCCAAGCCACAGUGAGGGAUACACAGGGAGGCAUGGACCGAGAACUCAAAGUGACUCAACCUCACCGCAGAGAAAAUGACACUAAUGAAAAAGAUCCCAGAGGCAAAGUGAGAGAAACAGACUGGGUGAACCAGAACGAAGCAGAGGACAAGAGGCAGAGCGGGAAAACGGGAGACAUCCAGGAGAGAGAGGAGAAGAGCAGCAGACACGAGGGAGAGACACAGCCCAUGGACUCUCCAACCAAGAGGAAAAAGCCUCUGUCUCAGAGUCAGCCCAAACAGCUGGCUGUCACUCAGGCAAACAGCCAGGACAGGAGAGCAGACUGUGAUGGUAGGGUGGGCCACUGCGAGUGCACUGAGACCGUAGCUCCGCUAGGGGCCGCUGUGGCUGGACCCGGUGACAGGAUGCUGCCCACUCCGCGGACAGACGAGGCGGUGUGGGCGGCGGCGGCGUUGGGCUUCCUCCUGGUGCUGCUGGUGCUGUCCGUGCUGCACACGCGCCUCUACCGCCACUGGCGCACAACGCCCAGCAUGUACUGGCACGACUCCAAGCAGGACUACGACAGGGUGGCAGAUGUGAUCCACAGGAGGCUGAAGAUGCCAGGGAGGAGGAAGAGGAGGGCGUCCAAGAGCCGAAGACAGGAGUGUGUCCUCCUACCGCCCAGCUCCAGCACAGAGGAGGACGAGUAGAAACAGGUCUCUCAUCCCUCUCUCCCUCCAUCUGUUUAUUACAUCCGUCUUGUCUUUACCCUGUGAGAAGAGAAGAAAGAGGAGAGGACAUUGGGAACUAAAAGCAGGGUACCCUGUACUGGCCUAAUAACGUUGCUAUGCUGAAGAAACAUUUUAUGGAUUUUGUUUUUGUAACGAGACCUCAAACAGGUACAUCUUCUAUUGCCGGUACUUAAGAAGGAAUAUUUGAGUAUUUUAACUGUCAUACAACACUCCAUAGUACAAAACCCUAUUCAAUCAGAUCGCAUUACAGUAGAUCAUUCACAAUCACCACCAAUGACAUCGUUUUACUACAAACUCAAGCCUUUUCUCAUUGGGGCAGAGUCAGACUUAGGAAAUGUACACCUUUCCUACGCACUUGUAAGUAGUCGAUAUUCAGAUUUGCCAUAUGAAGGUGCGUAACAAGAUAUGCGGGUGUGGCUCCCACAAUAAAUUAAAUUCAACCCCAGAAAACCCACCCACUAGGUGGCCGACAGAAUUGACCAGGGAGUUUUCGUUCAAUUCCUUUUUUUUUCCCUGUUCUGUUAUUUUAAACAAACCUUUUAAAUAUGUAUUUGGACAGUGAGGAUAACUGUCACGUUCGUUGAAUGGAGGAGACCAGGGCGCAGCGGGAUGUGAAUACAUUCUUCUUUUUAAUGAAACGAAGAACACUAAACAAACUUUACAAAACAACAAAAGGAACGUGAAGGUAUAUAUAAACGAGUGCAGACACAGGCAACUAACCAUAGACAUACAAAACCCCUAGACAGGACAAACCACCCUUUGUCACACCCUGACCUAACCAAAAUAAUCAAGAAAACAAAGAAUACUAAGGUCAGGGCGUGACAAUAACUUCUUUCUAUUUAGAUCCCAUGUUUCUUAUGAGGCGAGAGUACAGGAUGUCACCUUUAACUUGAGGGUAUUUUCAUACACAUCUGUUUUACCGUUUAGAAAUGAAGGGACUAUGUAUCUAUUCCAGACAUUUGAAGAAGUAUUUGGAUGAAUUCACUUAGUCUAUUAAAGUUAUUGAAAGUUGAGUAUUUGGUCCCAUAUUCCUUGCACUCAAUGGCUACAUUAAGCUUGUGACCCUACAAGCGUCUAUUGUAAGUAAGAACAGAAUGUUUCAGAACACCUCUACAUUAAUGUGGAUGCUACCAUGAUUAUCAGUAAUCAUGAAUGAAUCGUGAAUGAUGAUGAGUGAAGGUUAGAGGCACAAAGAUCCCCCCCCCCUCCAAGAAAUUACUAACCUCUCCUGUUGUUGGUAACAAGUCAGAGGUUAGCAUGUUUUGUUGUAGCUAUCAGGAUUCAUUUGGAAGUGUUCAGAAACAUCUGCUCCCAUAGAAAGAUAUUUACUCCAGUCAUCGUUCAUUUCCUAUUGGGCAAAAUAUAAUCUGAAACACAACCAAAAACAAACUGCAAAUGCAUCCAACAAGUUUGUAGAGCCAAAAGCUUGAUGUAAUCUUUAGGGUCAAGGGAUAUGGAACCAAAUGCUCAACUUUUGAUUACUUUACGCUACGUGAAUGUGUCCAAAUACUAACGACUUCUUCAAAUGGGGGGACUAAACAUUAAACAUAAUUUCUAAACAUUAAAACAUAUGUAUGAAAAUACCCUCGUGCUGACAUUCUGUACUGUCUCAUGAUGUGACAUUCUGUACUGUCUCAUGAUGUGACAUUCUGUACUGUCUCAUGAUGUGACAUU